Messenger RNA from Vollenhovia emeryi, 996 nucleotides. RefSeq names its product S-adenosylmethionine mitochondrial carrier protein homolog. The record is from RefSeq and is a predicted model, not a curated record. The annotation marks the transcript as partial. Gene Ontology annotation, cellular component: mitochondrial inner membrane. Gene Ontology annotation, molecular function: S-adenosyl-L-methionine transmembrane transporter activity. The transcript has 6 exons. Lineage: Eukaryota; Metazoa; Arthropoda; Insecta; Hymenoptera; Formicidae.
CAUUAUUGCCGAUUGCACAGUGCGAUUGAAGUUGAAAGAAGAGCUUAUCUAGAGCUGUUCGCGCAAUUGUCAAUUUCCAGAUGUUUAUUAACGAGACACAUCGUAGCAGGAGGUGCCGCGGGGACGUUCGUGGACAUCGCGUUGUUUCCACUGGACACGCUGAAGACUCGGCUGCAGAGUGCAGAGGGAUUUCUAAAGACGGGAGGCUUCGCCGGCCUUUACAAAGGGAUCUGUCCAGUCAUAGUCGGUUCGGCGCCGACAGCCGCGCUAUUUUUUCUAACGUACGAGGAGAUCAAGACUGUAGUGCGACCUAGGAUUUCUGCAGAUUAUUACACCCCACUUCACAUGGGAGCGGCGGCGACGGCGGAAAUGGUAGCAUGUUUAAUACGAGUUCCAGUGGAAGUUAUGAAACAGAGGAGACAGGCACAGAUACAGGACAAAAAAUCGCUCGGACUGAGAUUGUUGUAUCGUGGAUAUUGGAGCACGGUGUUACGAGACACGCCGUUCAGCGUUGUACAGUUUCCAUUGUGGGAGUAUCUGAAAAGGAGCUACAGCUUCUACAUCGGAAGAGAAAUAUAUCCUGUGGAAAGCGCAAUCUGCGGGGCAAUUGCAGGAGGCAUCUCUGCAGCUGUUACCACUCCGUUAGACGUUGCGAAAACGAGAAUAAUGCUGGCAAAUAGGACGUUGCUUUCAUCGGAAUUAAAGAUAUUAAAUGUACUUCAUGGUGUGUAUCUGCAAAACGGUUUUUAUGGACUGUUCGCUGGUUUUGGGCCAAGAGUAAUGUGGAUUACAUUAGGAGGUUUUAUUUUCUUUGGAAUUUACGAAGAAGCAAAAGUACUCACGCAUACCAUAUUUCCAAUGCUGAAAUAAAAUACAAUCGUACUUGUUCUUAUGCGAAAAAAGUGACACUUGUAAGUCAGUAGUUACUUUUUAGUAUUUUGUUACAUGUAUAAAAUGUUUAUUUGUCUUGUAUAAAACCUUCCCGAUGAUUACAAU